CUUAAUAUUCGUAUCCAUAGCGACCGUGAAGUAUGGCCGCUCGAUUAAUAGUUUGUUGCGAAUGCUACGCAAGAAGAUAAUCAAGUACAUGAAAAUUCAAGAAUCUUUGCAUUUUGUUCUAAUAGAAAAUCACAAAACGCAGGUUGUUAGCUAUCAGGUCGAAUAACGUCAUUCGAGAAAAUCUAUAUUCUUGCAUGUCUGGCUCACAAGAUUGUUCGCAUGCGGCCGUAAGAAAAUGCUAAUCUCAGAGUGACAUAUAUACAAAGUAACGUCCUAGAUUUACAAGUCUUUUGCUCCAUAUGUCAUAGGUCUGUUCUAUAUCAUAGAAUCGGAUUAUCGUAUAUAACAUGUGCAAAAAAAAAUGUCGAACAUAUUAUCGCGUAAUUUUCCAAUUUUUAUGAUUACAAUAGGUAUGAAGAACAUAUGCGAUGCCAUACACGAAGGUGUAUAAAUAUGUCGCAAUUGUAAUGCUAAGAUUCACUAUGUAAGAACGAGUGAACGAGUGAAAAAUUUCCAAGCAUAACAUAAGUGAAGAUGAAUCGAUAUAUAACUUUGAAUCAAUUGGGUGAUGGAACCUUUGGUUCCGUUGUCCUCGGCGAACGCAUUGAUACAGGUGAAAAAGUAGCUAUAAAGAGAAUGAAAAGGAAAUAUUAUUCUUGGGAAGAGGCUAUGAAUUUGCGAGAAGUAAAGUCAUUGAAAAAACUCAGUCACGCAAACGUGGUGAAACUUAAAGAAGUUAUACGAGAGAACGAUGUGUUGUAUUUCGUAUUUGAAUACAUGAAGGAAAAUCUCUACCAAUUAAUGAAGGACAGGGACAAACUCUUUCCCGAACCAGUAAUAAGAAAUAUGGUAUACCAAGUAUUACAAGGUCUCGCUUUCAUGCAUAAACAUGGUUUCUUUCAUCGCGACAUGAAGCCAGAAAAUUUAUUGUGCAUGGGACCCGAGUUAGUAAAGAUUGCUGAUUUUGGACUAGCGAGAGAGAUUCGAUCAAGACCUCCGUAUACUGACUACGUAUCGACGAGAUGGUAUCGAGCACCGGAAGUAUUGUUACACUCUACGAUUUACAACAGCCCGAUCGACAUUUGGGCGGUUGGCUGUAUAAUGGCCGAAUUAUACACAUUUAGGCCCUUGUUUCCCGGAAAAAGCGAAAUUGACGAAAUAUUUAAAAUAUGUUCUGUAAUCGGAACACCUGAUAAAGAAGAUUGGCCGGAAGGAUAUCAAUUGGCUGCGGCUAUGAAUUUCAAAUUUCCCAAUUUUACGCGUACCUCAUUAACCGUAUUAAUACCGAAUGCUAGUCAAGAAGCAGUUAUACUUAUGGAAGAUAUGUUACAAUGGAAUCCUAUAAAGAGACCAACAGCACAGCAAUCUCUUAGGUAUCCAUAUUUUCAAGUUGGCGACCCGCGUAUCAUUAAUAGUAAGAAAAUUGGUGUUAUAUCUCAACGAGGCUUCACCAUGAACAAAAUAAAUCUUCCAUCACCUGCGCCUAAACAAUACAAUUAUUCUCAAGAAGACCUUGUUAAUAACUUAGUUCAAUCGAGAGCACCCGAAAAAAUGGUUGAAUCGCAUCAGCAGACAGUUGCCUUGCCAUUGCUAAAUCAUAAUAAUCACAAUAAACAUGAUAAUAACGCUUCCAAAGAUGAUGAGGACGAGUUUGCCGGUCUUUUAGGGAGCAAAGUCAGUCCGGAAAACACAAGUGCAAUGCUCAUCCCCGAUCGCAUAUAUAAGGAAAAUCGUAUGAAUUGGAAUGUGAAUUAUCAACAACCUGAAAAUUUGAAGCAUGGUAAUGCCAAUUGGUCUCUACCAGCGUGGAACGAACCAUCGUCGAGGAUGUGGAAUCAGUCAAACCAGUCCAGUCAAAUGAAGAAUUCGCGCAAAGUUUCAGCGAAGCAACACUACCUCAGCGUGGCUCGGUAUGUCGCAGGCCAGAGCACAAAUUUGCCAUCCAGAAAUGGGGAUUCUGAUAUCAACCGAUCAAAAUUGUUAUUAAAUGGAUUCAUCGGUCAAACGACAUCCAACAAAUAUGAGGACUUUGCAGAGUCCUAUUGGGAAUCUAGAAAUAGUAUUGAGAAUCAAACAAGACAGCAUUAUCUCGCGCGAAAUCGUUAUAUUGCUGAACAAAACUUGAGAUUACCUUAUCCCAGCGUAUAUGGUACUCAAAAUAUCAAGACUACCAAUAAGCCCACGUUUCAACCUAAUUUAUUUGGAAACGUUUUCAACGCGAAAGCCAGUGGCGGACCCUAUGGCCGAACAGACUGGGCAGCGAAAUACCUCAAAUGA
Molecule: messenger RNA, 2277 nt
Organism: Camponotus floridanus (Florida carpenter ant)
Lineage: Eukaryota; Metazoa; Arthropoda; Insecta; Hymenoptera; Formicidae
Product: serine/threonine-protein kinase ICK
Exons: 11
Coding region: 535-2277 (580 amino acids)
Biological process (GO): intracellular signal transduction; cilium assembly; protein phosphorylation
Cellular component (GO): nucleus; cilium; cytoplasm
Molecular function (GO): ATP binding; protein serine/threonine kinase activity
Source: RefSeq, a predicted model, not a curated record